GAGUGAGCAAUGACAUCACUCAAGCCUUUUCCCCACCCUAGAUUUAGUGGGAUGGAGGUACACAUUGUCAGAAUCUAAAGUCAGAUUCUUUAGUGGUGACAAUAUGAGCAACAGAUGCACUGGCACUUAAGAGCCGUGUUUUUCUUCUUCUACCUGCAUCCAGGCACAGAUCUGUGACCCUGCACAUCAGUCUGUAGGGACAAGCCCAUCACUAGAGGAUCUGUGAUAAGAGAUGAGCCACUCUGGAGUCCCUCCAUCACGUGGGAUCCAAUGACUUCAGCAGCAGUGCAGUUCACCAGGACCAUUGCACAGAGCAGCUUUACAUCUGUCUAACAUUCUAUCUCAAGAGCUGAUACAGUUGUGGGUGAUAGGAAAUACUCAUGGGGAACUCGCUGCAAUUCUUUCCUUGGAUCGCCUUUCUGUUCUUGCGGCCAUGUGGAAAUCAGGCUCAUGGAAAUUACACCAAAUCUCAGGGUCACCCAGGCUUCCAGGUCUUGAAAUCAGCAUCUCACUACUGGCCUUUGGAAGUAGUUAAUGGGAUUCGUGAGCUUCCCCGGGUCACUGAAGGCAGGAUGGGUCCUGUGGGUAAUGACAGCAGCAGAACUGUCAUCAUCCACAAUUACAUUGUGCUCCCUUACCAUAAUUCUUCCUCUGUCCAUAGCAAUGACUCUGCCUUUUCUAACUUGUCUGCAACUGUAGAUAUUGUGGAAGGAACAGUCAAUCAUGGCAUUGUCCUUAAUGAGCAGAAAGGAGUUACCCUCCUGUACUUUGGAAGUUCCAAAAACUCCUGCAUUAGUGACCCAAGUUUGUGUGGACCAGAAGGUGUCACAUUCUCAUUUUUCUGGAAGAUUCAGGACCUGUCACCAAAGAAACAACUGAAACCUAUUAACCAAAGUAACAACCAAGAAUCUUUCCAAGAUGAUUCCCCUAAGAGUCAACAGACACAAGCCUUUGGGAAAAAAGUUACUUCCCAUGGUUUUCAAAUCUACUCAGAUGAGCGUGAAGGUUAUGUUGAGGUAUAUACACAUGAGGACUCCAAGGUCUGGAAAGCAAGAAUAAAACCUCCAGGUCCAUAUUGGACUCAUGUUCUGUUCACUUGGACAUCCGGUGAAGGCCUAAAGGUUUAUGUCAAUGGUACAUUUAACGCCAGUGAUUCCCAAGGUCAGCUCUCCUACAGUUAUGGAGCUGGUGUUGAUCGCCUGGUUGUGGGCACAAACAGUGAUCCUUCCAAACAAUAUGUGAAUGGUGCUUUCGAUGAGUUCAUCAUAUGGGAAAGAGCUCUAAGCCCUCCUGAGAUCCACCACUACUUUACAGCUGCCAUUGGUGAUGAAACUUUUGUUACUGCAACAAUGUCUAGUACUGCCAGUACAUCUGAUCCUCCGGUCUCCACAGAUGCUUACUAUCCCAUUAUAAUUAACUUGACCCAAGAUGGUUUCAAGACAUCCCAUGCACAGCCUGUUCUGGGUUAUUUGGAUGUUGUCUCACAGAUUCUGCCAAACAAAUCCUUGACACAAGACACAGCAGGCAACUUAACUCAGGCCUUUCUGAAAACUGUAGAAGAGGUCCUGUCACUGCCCACUUGGACUGACGUACCAUCAGCUCAUCCUGAAGUUGCAGGGCUUAUUGAUACAGUUGACAAAGUAAUUGGACAUAUGGCAAGAAACCUAUUGGAAAGCCCCUCUGUGAUUGUGACAUUGGAAGGCCGAUCAUCCGUGGCAGAUUACUCGAUGGUAAAGGUGCCUCAGGCUUUGAGCUUGCCACACUACCGCUUUCCAUCUGAAGGACAGUCUUACAUCUCUGUUCCUGGUGAAGCAUUUCUAAGCAAAUUUCGUACGACAAUUGUUGGAUUGCUGUACCAUACAAUGCAUCGACACUACAAGCAGAUUAAACCUAGUGACACCAGAAUCUCAGAGGCAAACCAGUACAAUGAUUACAUGAUUUCAGCAGCCAGUUAUAUAAUUUCUUUGAAGGUAGAACCACCCCCAUACCUUUGUCCAAACCUUUCUGGAUCUCCUCUCAUAACUAUUCAACUGACACAUAUCUUGACACCUCGACUCUAUAUUGAAGCUGCUAACAAUAGUAACCAUGUCCACCUCUACUGUGCUUUUCUGGAUUUCAGCUCUGGUUCUGGCAUUUGGUCUAGUGAAGGAUGUGUUCGAGUUGAAGGAAACUUGAAUUACUCCAUAUGUCGAUGUAAUCAUCUCACCAACUUUGCCAUUCUGAUGCAAGUUGUACCAGUUAAGCUCUCCAGCUCCCACAAGGUGGCGUUGUCCUCCAUCAGUUACAUUGGCUGCUCCCUGUCCAUUUUCUGCCUGGCAAUUACACUGGUCACAUUUGCUAUACUGUCCUCAGUGAGCACAAUCCGUAAUCAACGGUAUCAUAUUCAUGCCAACCUUUCAUUUGCCAUUCUGGUUGCCCAGAUCCUUCUGUUGAUCAGCUUUCAGUUUGUUCCUGGAACGCUCCCUUGCAAAAUUGUUGCAAUAUUGCUACACUUCUUCUUUCUAAGUGCCUUUGCCUGGAUGCUGGUGGAAGGAUUGCAUCUGUACAGCAUGGUGAUCAAGGUGUUCGGAUCAGAGGAGAGCAAGCAUCUUUACUAUUAUGGGAUCGGAUGGGGUUUAUCCUUGGUGAUCUGCAUCGUGUCUGUAACAUCUGCUUUGGGCAGCUAUGGAGAAGGUGAAAACUGUUGGCUGUCUCUUCAGAAAGGAGCAAUAUGGGCAUUUGUGGCACCUGCACUUUUCGUUAUUGUUGUGAAUAUUGGUAUACUUAUUGCAGUAACAAGGAUAAUAUCCAGAAUUAGUGCUGACAACUACAAAGUUCACCGAGAUGCAAACGCAUUCAAAUUGACAGCCAAAGCAGUUGCUGUGCUUCUUCCGAUUCUUGGAAGCUCCUGGAUCUUUGGGGUUCUUGCUGUAAAUGAACAGUCUAUAGUAUUCCAGUAUAUGUUUGCUGUUUUCAAUUCUUUACAGGGAUUUUUCAUAUUUCUAUUUCACUGCCUUCUUAAUUCUGAGGUGAGAGCUGCUUUCAAACACAAAACAAAGGUGUGGUCGCUCACCAGUAGCUCAAUUCGCAACAUCAAUGUGAAGCCUUUCAACUCGGAUGUAAUGAAUGGGAACAGAGCCAAUACAUCUCCAACCAAGAUGAAUACGUGGGAAAAAAGCAGCAAUUCCGCCAACCGAAUGGACUUAUCUGCAGUCUGAUCAUAAGAGGGAUUUUGCCAAGAAAAAAAAUCACUGGAGGCCUUCAUGUAUAUGUUUGUCUUCUCUCAUGCGGCUAAAGGCUCCUUCUCCUCCCUUUUAAUAAUCAUAAGUAUCUUCUGCCAUGUUUUACUACAGGGAGGGUUUUAGUUUCCUAGCCGGAAGAAACCAAUUUGUCUUCAAGCAGAGACAACUUCAAAGACACAGCUCUAAACAACUGUUGCUCACCAUGGCAGUAAGUGCCAGGAUGCCUGAGAGACUGUAUUGAGCUACGUAUCUACAAAACACCAUAAAAAAUAAAAUGAUGUUAUAUUGUGCAAUACACUUUCAUAUAAAACUAAUUAUUGCAG
Molecule: messenger RNA, 3544 nt
Organism: Rana temporaria (common frog)
Lineage: Eukaryota; Metazoa; Chordata; Amphibia; Anura; Ranidae
Gene: ADGRD1
Product: adhesion G protein-coupled receptor D1
Exons: 26
Coding region: 381-3197 (938 amino acids)
Biological process (GO): adenylate cyclase-activating G protein-coupled receptor signaling pathway; cell surface receptor signaling pathway
Cellular component (GO): membrane
Molecular function (GO): G protein-coupled receptor activity
Source: RefSeq, a predicted model, not a curated record